Messenger RNA from Strigops habroptila (Kakapo), 6074 nucleotides. It is a transcript of the gene CARD19, whose product is annotated as caspase recruitment domain family member 19. Gene Ontology annotation, cellular component: mitochondrion. NCBI's taxonomy places the organism in Eukaryota, Metazoa, Chordata, Aves, Psittaciformes, Psittacidae. The transcript is spliced from 6 exons. Gene Ontology annotation, biological process: regulation of apoptotic process. Bases 383 to 931 code for a protein of 182 amino acids. The record is from RefSeq and is a predicted model, not a curated record.
GGUGCCCAGAGAAGCUGUGGCUGCCCCAUCCCUGGCAGUGUUCAAGGCCAGGUUGGACACAGGGGCUUGGAGCAACCUGCUCUAGUGGAAGGUGUCCCUGCCCGUGGCAGGGGGUUGGGACUGGAUGAGCUUUAAUGUCUCUUCCAACACAAACCGGUCUGCGGUUCUGUGAUUCCAUGAUUGCAAACGAACGUGUUUUACCCCUCGGGGCUGACAAGGCGAUGGCUCACCCGCCACGACGCGGCCUAGCCGCCCCGGGAGCCGCCCCGGGCGCUCCCCUCCUCCCGCCGCCUCCGGCAGCACCUCCUCCGGGCACCGCCCCGGCCCAGCCCCGCCGCCAUCCCCACAGGAAGGCCGCAGCCCGCCGGCGGGCCGGGCCGCGAUGGCCGAUCAGUCAUAUUGUCAUCGGCUGCAGCACGACAUGUACUUUCUUACAAGCAAUAGCCGACUGAAUGAGCAAGUAGUUGAUAAAAUUAUUCUUCAGCUUAACAGAGUCUACCCCCAAAUUCUUACCAAUGCAGAAGCAGAAAAGUUCAGGAAUCCAAAGGCAUCACUCCAUACCAGACUUUCAGAUCUGAUAAAGCACCUUCAAAAGAAAGGAGAGAGACACUGCCAAGAGUUUUACAGGGCUCUACAGAUCAGUGCUGAACAGCUGUAUAAUGACCUGCCAAGCAGGAAAGUCUUGAAAACCACAGAUUCCACAGAGAUAGACACUGGCAAGGAGAAAUAUAUGCUAAAUGACAGGGGUCCAGUAUUUUUCCUCGCUUGCUUUAGCGUUGCUGCGGGAUUUGCGUUGUUCUGGUAUUGCUGUAACUCAGAUACGAAAGUCGUAGCAAGAGCCAGGAGAAUCUUGGGCUUUUCUCCUAUUAUCAUAGGAAGACACGUUAGAAAUAUUUGUAUGUUGUAUUUGGAAGACAGAUCAAGAAAUUAAGGAAAAGCAGCCUCUUCGCUUGACUGUACAGUAUGCCUGCCAAGGGACGACAACGGUGCAUGAAUAUUAAUGUACUAUGCUCUCAUACCAAAGAUUUUAUUAACUAGCUUCAUCAGUAAUUGCAUUGCCUCAAGAUGUAUUCAGAAUUUCAGCUAUAUAUGUCCUUCCUUAUGGGAAUGGACUAUUUAUUUUUGUAAAUGCUUAUUUUAAAAUAUUUAUCAUUGGGAUAAAAAAAUAUUUUUAAUACAGACUUUAAAAUUAUAUCCUAACUGAUCAUGGGUCUUAAGCCAUGUUUCAUAUGUGUUUUAUACUGGAAUGAAGGAUCACAACUGUUUAAAGAAUGCUAGCCUGUCUUUUGUGAUAAGUAACUUAAGAAAAGCACUUAAAAAGAAACACAUGCACUCAAAGCCUUACUAAGAAAUGGAUUUCCAUCUCAGGAUUGUCUGUUUUGUGUAGAUCCUUUAUAUUUACUGCCUGAGCUCAGGUGGGCACUGGCACCUACGAAGGGUAUCAGUGCCAGUCACUUCUGUGUGUGCCUCAUACUUGCGUUUUUUAAUUCUCCUGAUUGUGCCUCACCCCAGGCUGCACUGUUCAUGUCUGCGCUCAGCUGCUGGCUGUGGUUGGAAUGUGCUGGAGCUGGUGCAGACUGGUGCCCAGCUCACAGAGGGUCACAGGGACUGGAAUGUCUGAUCUGAAGCACUACUAAGAAGAUUUUUCAGAGGUAUUUAGCUUUUCCAGUGAAGUGUUUUGCAGUCUGUGUAUUGAAGAAACUGAAAUGAUCCAAGAUGCUGUGCAGGAACUUCAGUGCCAUGACACGGGGCUGUUUUGUGGCCAGAAAUAUGUCUACUUGAAGAGCCUGAGGUUGUUCACAGUGUCAUUUGAUGAUGUUGUGAUUUUCUUCUGUGAGUUGAAACCUGAAAAGCUUGCAGAAACCAUUGUAAGUCUGAAAUUCUUAUGGGAGAUGCAGGGAGUCAGGGCUGCAAGUGAAGAAGCUUGGAGUUUCUGAGCCUGCUUCUGCCUAGCUCAGUACAAAUGGCCUUCCUCCUCUAGCUGGGAGGUGCAGUAGUUCUGAACUGGCUGUGAGAAACUGCCUUUUCAGUGGAUAGUUCUUCAGUUACCUGCUCAAGAGCAUAAGGAGGUUGGGGAAACCAUGUUCCUGUACUUGGUGAGAAAGAUGCUUUGUGGCUCUUCAUUCACUGACUGAACGAAGACAUUUCCAGAUCAAAUCAGUGUCACCUCAGUAGCAGUUGCAGCUACAUCAUAAGUUACUAUGCGUUGGUGGAUCCCAGGUGAAACUUUCAGUCGUUUGGAGUAGUUUUCUCCUAACAGUCAGACUGAAAAUUGUCUUCCAGCUUUAAACUUCAUUCAUACUAUAAAAAUAUCAUCAUUCAAGGCCAGGAUGGAUAUGGUUCUGGGCAACCUGAUCUACUUGAAGAUGUCCCUGCUUGUUGCAGGGGGGUUGGACUAGAUGACCUGUGACGGUCCCUUCCAACCCAAACUAUUCUAUGAUCUCCAAAGCAAGUCAUCUUGUAAUAACUGUAUUUCCUGCCAGGACAACACUCACCUGAUGUAGUAUGAGCAUAUAGUGCAGAGGAGGAAUUGGGUACACAGCCAAAUUUUCAAAUAAAAGACCCAAAGAGUAUUUGUAGGAAAUGUCUUGAGAGAUGAAAAAGGGCUCAGAGGACCCUGAUUUUACUCUUCUGAGAAAACAUUUUUACCUAUGGCAUUGGAGUGUGGUUGGGACAUGAGCCAACCCCACACAGAGGCAGCCACAGUCUGUUAGGUCUCAUCUCAAGAGCAGACAUGUCUUCAUGGCCGUUGCUGGUGUGAGUGCAGCUCAGCUUGAAACACCCCAGUGAAAUCAGACAGGCUACAGGGAUAACACUACAGCCACAAUGCAAGUUAGCACAAGCUCUUUGGUUAGCAUUUAUUCUGACCCAGUUGGUCAGAUGUUGACCUGGUUGCUGGGUUUGCACUGUGGAUGGUGCCUCCAGCAGCCACAUUAAAGCUGGUCUGGCUGUUACUGACACAACUACAGCCAUUCCUGAAGAGAGUUUUCUGUGCAGACAGGCAGAUGUGCCCCAAGGUCAGCACCAGGCCAGGGAUAUUAUAAACACUUAAUAGCCUGAUUGCUGCAGAGUAGAGCGUGGAAUGAGACAAAUGCCACAUGAACACAAUAACCACCAGCAGAGCAGUUUAUUUAGAUUUCUUUUCCCUUGCCUCUUCCCCACCAGCUCUUGCGUCUCUUCAGUCUGAUCUUCACAGGGACUCUUGGUAGGGAGAAAAUGGUGAUUGAGCCGAGUGCAUUUCCCACAGCAUUGGCAAACGGUGAGGCUUGGCUGCCCUGCUUACACAGCAAGCUGCUCUUGGGCUGCCUUCAUCUUGGGAAGGGCUUUAAUUACAUUCUGUUGUUUAUUCCCUGCCUUGCCUUGUGUUUAAGCUGACAACAGAUUGUUGUUUUUCUCCAGCGAAGCAGCUCUAAUUUAUAACAUUUGAAAUGAAAUGUUGCUUUCCCUGUUGCUGCUUCCCUCCUAUAGCAGCUCAUUUUUAAGGGACUAGGAAAAAAAAUACAUCUGAAAUCUAAAUGGGUUUUAAAUCUUUGCCUUGAAGCCAACUUUGAAUGCUCAUUAGAGGAACGGUAUUCGGUUUUACACAAAAAAAUGAGUGUACAGAGUAAUCACAACAGUCACAUCUCAUCCUGAAGCAGAAAGAGGCCUUAUUGCCACUGAGAAGAUUCUGUUCAGAUUAUCCACCAUGCUACCCUUUGAAUAACAGGUUGCAAAUUGUUGUGGGCUGUUACUGAAACCUACAAAAGUUAUUGUGCCUUAUUUAACCUGAAGGUGAGAAUCUGCUGUACGGACUGGUCCACGGAUGCCCCUUCAGGCUGAGGAACCUGCCUCAGGAGCACACUGGCUGUGCAGCAGGACGUGGUCCUCCCAGUUCCUUAACCAAGUGGCUUUCUUGAGCCUUGAAAACCGUAUAGGCUAGGGAUGUUUAUUAAAGGUUAUGGCUGUUUCUUCUCUUUUUGAGGUUGCUCAAGAUGAAGAUGCCUCUCAGGGAAAAAACAAAUAAUCUGGGAUGAGCUAUUCAGGGUUAACUCAGGGUUGGGGCUGAGAGGAGAGAGGGAAAAUAAGUCUUGGUUCAUCCCAGUGGUGUUAGUCAAAGGACCAGCCAGCAAAGAAUAGAAAAUAAUCUGUUCCUUUACUAGUGCUACUUGUUAAUUUAAAAAGUAAAAGUGAGGCUAGUCAUAAAAUUGGCAUGUGCAUAGGCUGGGAGAUGUUCUUUUUCUUGGAAGGUGUUUCUUUCAGAAGCAAAUACCAAGCAGUGGUAUUGUGGAGAAGCAGUUCUCCACAAACACAUCUGCGCAGCGCAUGCAGGCAGCACAUGAAGUUUUAAUUCCAUCUUCAUUUCCUGCAGAAGCUUGUAUGUACCUGCCUGGGAGUCGGGUCCUCCGAGGCAAGCAGUGUUGCUUACUUGGAAAGAAAUCAAAUAGGGUCUUGGAUGAGCCUGUCUAGCUGCAGAAUUCCAGCUUCCCUGUCAAGUCAAGGAUAGCUUGGCAUUUGCUGCUGAAACUGUACUGGUAUUUAGGUAAGUGCUUUACUUCAUGUGUGUGGAGGUUGUCCUGGCUAUGUAAAAUUCAGUAGGUGGUUACGUGUGCAGACGUUAGAGGCCAUCCAUGUGGAUGCAAUGGUUCUCGUGCUGCAGACUGUAAAUGUACAGGAGCUAAUAAAAAGCAGCCAUGCUUUCAGCGUAUCUUCUCUCACCUUGUGCAGCGCUGGCUGAAGACGUAAAACGUCUGUUUUUCCCUGCAGCAUUGUGCCCUUAGCUGCAUUAUGGGCGAAGGAGCCAAGUGGCUGCUGCGCCAGUGAUGCUCCCAGAGGGCUGGAGGUGGCUCUCGGGAGGGGACUGAGCUCAGGGGGGACCUGAGGUCUCUGGGAGCGUGCGGGUUAUCGAGCAGUUGGCUCCUCUGCCAGCCUAAGCCAUGCUCCACACAGGUGCCUUGAACAAAGGCUUGCUGCAGCCCCCACCAGGGACCGUCCUGCGCUGCUGUGCAAGCUGUGCAGGAGUCCCGAGGGGAAGGAAGGGAUGAGCUCCUGACACUGUGCCAAAGAGCAUCCAUCUUCCCUGGUGCUGGGGGUUUUAAAUUGAAAAUGGGCUUUUUGGUGUAGCAUGAAGCUGAGCUGCCUCUGCGCAUCUGGGGGCAGUGUCGGGGCUGUCCGGAUCCAAGAGCAGGAGCUGGUGGGUGUGAUGAGAACCCCCGAGCAGAGUGUGCAGGCAGUGCUGGCCCGACGCAUGGCAAUAGCUCAGGUAGUGUGAGGGGCCCACGUGCGUGCAGAGGGAGCUGGGAAGCACAGUGACAGAUCAUACAAUGAAUUUGCACAAUUCCAUUUAAAGACAGACUGCUAUUUAAAGUACUUCAGUGAAGUGUGAUGUGCCUGCGAGCUGGAAUCAAGUGAUGAUUCACUGUGGGACACAGUGGGCUACUUUACAGCUGCCAGCUGGAGUUUUCAAGGCUGCUAAGGCCAAGCUACUCAUCUUUUCGUUUCUCUUGGACUUGUGGUUUUUCUUUUUCUCAUACUGUAAUAAAUUGAAAACAUAUUUGGUCAAAAUUUGCAGUUGUGAAUGCUUUUCACUGCUGUCCUGUAUGCACAAAUGUUACUCCAGAGAGAUGCCUGCCUUAGCUGUGUAAUCAGCCUUGCUGUAAACAGUUUGCUGUACUUCAGGGUCCUGUGAAGUAUCCCUGCAGGUGUUCUUGGAUUCUGUACAAAUUAACAGAAGGGGGUUUUUGAUAGGGUGAGGCUGGCAAUUAAAAUUAAAUAAAAUCUGUACUGAGAAAAAAAUGCUGCUGUUUUUCUUGUAGAGUUAAUGCUUUGCAUUUCCUUCCAGAAGUACCCCUCAGCGUGUUGCCCUCCCAUGUUUUCCAUCCUUCUUCAUUCUUUCUAGGACAUGGUGUAUCUUUUCUGUGUCAUGAUGGAUGAUAAUUGGAGUUCUUUGCUCCCUAAUCCAGCUUUGUUUUAGCAAUUGAUUCAGGUCAUCAUGUUGCGGCAGUUUUCUCACCAAUGUGAGGUUCAAUCCAGUGGGGGUGGACAGUGAAUCUUGAUACCAUGUGUAGUUCGACUGGAGAAAUUGGUGAGUUGUGACA